Molecule: messenger RNA, 9346 nt
Organism: Chiroxiphia lanceolata (lance-tailed manakin)
Lineage: Eukaryota; Metazoa; Chordata; Aves; Passeriformes; Pipridae
Gene: NEK7
Product: NIMA related kinase 7
Exons: 10
Coding region: 5418-6326 (302 amino acids)
Biological process (GO): protein phosphorylation
Molecular function (GO): protein kinase activity; ATP binding
Source: RefSeq, a predicted model, not a curated record
CUUUAUCUCUUGCCAGUUAGUCUUGGCAGAGUUCAAGUGGAUGUCAGUUUACAUACAUUGAGUUAUUAAUGCUUGCAUAUAAAAAUACAUGUAAAUAUAAACAUUAUAAAUUGCAGCUACGCCCAGUGUUGAGUGGGUGCUGAAGUGUUGAUCAGUGUUGGUGACCUUACAAAGUGUAAGGGCUGGGUUUGACCAGCAAGCCAGUUCCCUCCAGUGGCCAAGCUUUUGCCUUAAAGAGGUUAAGAAAUUACUUAAGACAGUCCGGUAUAUAAACUAACACUGUGGCUGUUUUUUAACCUGCUCACAUCAAGUUGAAGGGCUGGGCUGUCAUUUCUGGGUCUGAAGUUUGUCUCCUCCCACGAGGUAUGUGGCUUUGGUCUCAGAGCUGAGGGUUAUGUCAGUGUGACUCUCCAGCUGACAGAGAGCAGUGCUGGAAUUGGACUGGCAUGCUUGGGCUCCCUGGCACACACUGCUGGGAUUAACAGUGGUGUGGUGGGCUGCCUGAUUGUGUUUGGGAUAUUCAGUAAGGCAUUUGGAAAUCUAAACCCUUGUUUCCAGAGCACAGGGCUUUUUUUCAGGUUCAAGCGGGGUGACUGUCUGAAUAUUCUACCUACAUUUAAAUUGUGCUUUUGGGUAGCUGAGAGUCAACACGUGAUAUAAACAAAUGGGAAUAUUUCUUUAGCCUGUAUGCCUAUAUGCAAACUAGUAUUAAUAUAUGGUUUUGUUUUUCCCCUCAGCUGACGAUGAUCCUUAUCUUUGAAUUUAGCUAGCAAAGAUAGUUGAAAAGUUUAGUUAUCUAAACCUUGCCAUUUUAAAUCCAAGUUAGAUACUGAAGAAUCUAACUUGAAUCCAAAAAUAGGAUGUGUAGGGUAUUAAAUGGAUAAUUGUUUCUGGAGAGCCUUGGCUCUAACCUAACUCAAAUAAUGGCUAUAGUAAAAACUAAAAAUACCUGCCUUUAAUUGAUGGUGUAAUCCAGAAGUAAACAUAGUACAUUCCUUUGUUUGUGAACAGCAGCUAAAUUGACUGUGUGCCUGAUCAGCACAUUGUGAACUGAUGUAACUUCAUGUUUCUCUAUGUUAGCAAUUAUGUGGAGUAGUUACGUCUAUAUUUUGCAGAAAGAAAGAAGACUGAGAUUCUCAGAUUCUCAGCAGAACUGUAACACUCUGAAUAUUCUGUUAAGUAGCUGCUGCUUUUGCUUUUUUCUUAAAGUAUAGCUGUUUUUGCUUUGACAUUGAUUAUUAUAUAUUCUCACUUAAGAUGCAAAAUUGAUAACCAAGUGCAUAGCGUGUAGCUAAUGGAAACCAUGUAUCACUGAGACUAUUAAUGAUGUUUUCUAUGGGAAAACAUUGUAUUUUUUAUUGUUAUAAAAUCUGCUAUCUGUUAAAGCAGUACCAUUUUUGCCUUAAUACCACGAAAUGUAUUUCAGUGUGAAUACUUCAAGGACUUGAAGCUAUGAAAGUAGUGCUUAAAAAAAUGUUUCACGUGAUUAGGCAGUGCAUUUAAGCUUUUUCUCCUGAAGUAAUUUGAUCAGGUUUAUGAAGACUUAGUUGCUAGACUUAAGUCACAAGGACUUCAAAUUUUUCCUAGGUAUCUUUCUUUUUAAAAUGUUAUUUUAAAAUACAUUCCAGUGAUCUGAGAGCGAUGAGCUGUGGCUCCUGUUCAGGAGUGUGUCCUCUGCUCUUACUGACAGUCACAGGUAGUCCCACCUCUGUUCUAGCAGGCUGCUGGAAACCACCUGGAAAGCUGAGCGCUGAUUGCAGGAUGUGAACUUGGGGUAUAGGAGCAUUCCCUUGCCUUUAUAUCUUUGCAUAAUCUUCAGAUGUGUGGGCAGAUCUCUGAGAGUGUUGACAGGUGGCCACUGAGGACAUGAAUAGGGACAGGGAGGCCUGUUUGUGAAGGAAGGAAAGGGUGUUACUCCCAGUUCAGGCAGUUGCAGUUUGAUAGUCUUACUGGUGAGGACUUGGCUUCCUUUUGCUGUCUUGUGGAGUAAAUAGUGGCAAUUGGAGGAGUUCCUGUGCAGUUGUGAUUUCAAAUGAAAAAUGGGUUGUGCUGUCUGUAUCCCCAGGUACUUCCUCCUGCAUCCUUUAUGUGUAGGUGCCACCUACUGUUUCAAUCAACUGAAAAAGUCAAAGAUUUGAAAUAUUAGUCAUUAACCAGAAGUCAUCUCAUACCUGUAAAGUGUUAACAGCCAUAACCUGAGUAUAAGAUUUAGCAUAUAUGGUUGUGUCCUGUGAUCACUGUUGUGUGCAGGCUGAAUCCAAAUGAUUUUAGUCUUCAAAAAGGUGAACAUUGUCUUUGCAAGAGAAAUUAUUCAGAAAGUGUUUCAUUGUUCCUUUCUCUGCAAGUAGUGUUCUGUAGGCAAGGAGUCCUUUCCCUCUACAUGAUUGGUGUGAGAGCGUUUAGAAACUUGAGUUACAUUUGGCCCCUUGGGGGUUUUGGAGGGUGAUGCUGGUGUAGUUGACUCGCCCCUCACCUCCUCUGUUGUCUGUUUUCCAUGAACCAUUAUGUAUUGUGGUGAUGGAUUUGCAAAAGAAGGCCUUUGUAUUACUUGUUUAAAGGUGACAGACACGUCACAAAUAGAUGUGUUUUGUGAUUGCAUUUAAAUUUUAAACAAGCAUGGACUCUUUGCAGUAUUUUUAGUGUCUUUUCACUGUAAAUUAGAACUUGAAAACGAUCUUUGUAAGAGUAACAAUUACUGCCUCAGUUCGAGUUUAAAGAUGAUCAAUAUUAUACCAUUAUAUUUUGACCUGGAGUUAAUAUCAAGGUGAAAGGCAUGCCUCACAGUGAAGUCUUCAGGCAACAAAAUCCAGUUCUUGCUUAUGAUGACAAACAGUACAAGAUUCAAUUUGCAUCCUUGCCAUCUCUUUGCAUCCUUGGGAUUUUGUAUGAUCAAAAUACCAGAUUUCUCUGAAAUGUGAAUCUAUCAUUGCAGUCUUCAAAGACAAAGCAAAUUAAAAAAUUAGAAUAACUUCUAUAUAUGGGCAUAAGAUACUGAUCUUUUGUCUUUCUGCAAAAGUAACAACAAAUCCACAAGUUCAUCUUCCAUGCUUUGUAUGGUAGAAUGUGUCAUCUCUUUGGUCUGCUUGUUUUUUAUUAUAAAACCAAGCCACAGAAGGUGGAGCCACUGGCAGUGAUAAUAUGACUUCUCCCAUUUCUACUCUUUUCCCAGAUUCAAAAAGGGAAAAAAAAAGAGAGACCAGGUCCCAAACACUUGGACUGAUGUGUCCCUGACCACUCAGACAAGAUGAAUGAGUUGUAUAAUUCCUCAACAUACAUCAUCUAAACAUUUCAGCUUAGAUUUCAUUUAUCUUGGGUAUAUAUUUGCAAUAGGGCAUAAAGAGUUUUGUGUUUACUUCUUUUCCCUGGGCAUUUUGAAACAAGUGUCUGACCCAUAGGAAUUAUCUUUUGGUGCAUUACAUGGUCAAGAUUUUCAAUACUUAAACAUAUUGGUAAAACACACACAAAACCUUCAGUAGAAAUAUUGAUGCUAUUGAAAAGAUUAAAAUUCUUAUAAAGACUCUUCAAAAUAGCACUUCAGAAAAGAAUUAUUGCCUUUUUAGCAGUGAUAGAAAGAUCUCUACAAACAAGAAACUAGCAGAAGAUUCCUUAUUCCUUCCCCAGAAUAUGUUGCAACUGGAUAAACCCCUGUGAAUCUACCCGGAGAAUUUAGAUGAAGCUUUGUGACAACAGUUUAAUUUUCAGUGCUGCUGUGUUAUGAUUUCUUGCCUUGGAGGGGAGGUUGUAUGGGAGAUGCUUUAGAACUUGCCAGAAGAAGUGUUAGUGUUGGUGUCCUAGUGCUGGCUGAAAGAUUGCCUGGUCAGUGGUGUGCACUGUCUCUGCCAGCUGAUUCACCCUUUCUCAGCAUGAUCCCUCUGACAGUCUUAGAAGUCUUGGCAAUUCCUACUUCCUUUUUUCUGCUGCUCACUGUGGUUUGAUAAUUGAUUUUUUAAAAAUUAUUUAUUUUAUUUUGACCUGCCUGAAACUGCUUUUUUUUGGAUUUUUUUUGUCGGUGGACUAGUUGCAGUUAAUACAUUACAACAGGAAGCUGCUGCCUGUCUGCUUCAUACAGGAGUAUGAUGGGUGGGAAAGCAAAGCCUAAAGGGACCUUUAGUUGCUCUGGAGGGUGGCUGUGGUUUGGUGUUAGGAAUAGCUAAUGGCACUGGAAUGGUGGGGGGUGACUGCUUUGAAUGGGCCAGGGAGGGCGGAUCACUAAUCAUUUGUUUGUGUGUCCGAUCCACUGCUUAGUACCCAAGGUGGAAACUGCGUACACAUGGAGAAACUUUGCAAAGCUGCUUUGCGAUUAUUUUGUCUAUUAGUAAUGUUAUCACAACAAUACUGCAAGAAGAACAACAGUGCUGUGAGCACGAACUGUUUGUUAAUUUCUUAAAUAUUUUGCAAUUAAGCCUUUCUAAGGUUUUCUGCUUUCUGUUAUUUCUAACCCUUUUAAUACUCUAUAGACAUUAUUGGGAAGAUUUGCAUGCGUUUUAACAUGUGCUUUCAUGCUAACUUUGAAUGCGAUUUGAGAAAACUUUAUGUACUCACUCUAAACAAAGAUUUGUGGUAUGUAAAUAGCUUUGUAUUCAGAAGUACAUAAGUUUAGCAGAAUAAAUUUGUCAUAGGAAAUUUCCUAUGUUAAGUGUUAGGAGGUAUCAUAAAAAGUGUUUCAUGUCUAACUAUCUCUAGAGCAUUCAGGAUUUGGGGCAGGAAAUAAGAAAAAAACCAAUAAAUUGAAAAGAAAGAACAAUAUUCCUGUCAGACACAUGACUCUUAUUCCUCCAAAGAUCUUGGCAGGUUUGACCAGGUAAUAGGCAGAGAUACUUCAUGUUGGUGUGAUGAAAAAGUUGUUCAGGGCUUGCCUCUUAUUUGUAUGGAAGUUUAUUUCCUUGUUUGCAUUUGAAGCUGCCAGGGAACUUUCUGUUGUCUUCAUCUGCACAGAGGUGGCCCCUGUAGGCACCAGUAACACUGGUACUGCACCUGCUCCCCUCAGCAGUGUUGAAUAGCCUAAGAAAGGAUUCACUUAGUUGAGGAAAAAAAGCCUCCUGAGUAUUUGUGAUUUUGUCUCUCCUGUUCUUCCUAGUAAUGAUUCAGUGCAUUUUACAAUGCUUAUGAUUGGUCAAAGCCUUGGGAACUUGGCAGGGAUCUUCCCUGAUGGGAAAUGAGAAGUUUGUGGUUGAGAAUAGAGGCUGUGCUUCUAAUAUAGUAUUUCAAAGGCCUUUUAGCUAGCUUGUCAGAAUGUAGUGAGUGUACCUGGUUAGCUUUUUUCUAUUUAGGUGCAACUACUCUUGCAUACUCCCUAAAAUCUACAGAUUUUGCAAUGUAAGCUGUAUGUGCACUGCAGUUUUAAGUCUUCUGCUGAUCUGCUAUUUCCUGUGCUGUCCGUAGGUCCAAGGACAUAAGGAACACUUGUACGUUACAGAAUGGAUGAACAAUCACAAGGCAUGCAGGGACCUACUGCUCCACCAUUUCAGCCACAGAAAGCCUUGCGACCCGACAUGGGCUAUAAUACUCUUGCCAAUUUCCGAAUAGAGAAGAAGAUUGGCCGUGGACAGUUCAGUGAAGUUUACAGAGCAACUUGCCUCUUGGAUGGGGUACCAGUGGCUCUGAAGAAGGUUCAGAUAUUUGAUUUGAUGGAUGCCAAAGCACGUGCUGACUGCAUCAAAGAAAUAGAUCUUCUCAAGCAACUGAAUCAUCCAAAUGUAAUUAAAUAUUAUGCCUCGUUCAUUGAAGACAAUGAGCUGAACAUAGUGUUGGAAUUAGCAGAUGCUGGAGAUCUCUCUAGAAUGAUAAAGCAUUUUAAGAAACAGAAGAGGCUGAUUCCUGAAAGAACAGUUUGGAAGUACUUUGUUCAGCUUUGCAGUGCCUUGGAACAUAUGCAUUCUCGUCGUGUUAUGCAUAGAGAUAUAAAGCCAGCAAAUGUGUUCAUUACAGCUACAGGAGUAGUAAAGCUUGGAGACCUUGGACUUGGUCGAUUUUUCAGCUCCAAAACAACAGCUGCACAUUCUUUAGUUGGUACACCUUAUUAUAUGUCUCCAGAGAGGAUACAUGAAAAUGGUUACAACUUCAAAUCUGACAUCUGGUCCCUAGGCUGUCUGCUGUAUGAGAUGGCUGCGCUGCAGAGUCCCUUUUAUGGUGAUAAAAUGAACUUGUACUCUCUGUGCAAGAAGAUAGAACAGUGUGACUACCCACCUCUCCCUUCAGAUCACUAUUCAGAGGAACUGCGACAAUUAGUUAAUAUGUGCAUCAACCCCGACCCGGAGAAGAGACCAGACAUCACCUACGUGUACGAUGUAGCGAAACGUAUGCACGCACACACCGCCAGCAGCUGAACUGAUGCCAGACCAGGAGGAAGAGAGCAGAGAUAACUAAGUAUUUUAAAUAACUCGUCCCACCCCUCUGUGUGUUACACAAAUGUAAUUAUUUGAAGCUUACCGUUGUGCUUUGAAUCGUAAACCAAUUUACAUACACAAGCUUUGUUUUCUGUUUGUUUCUGGGGGUUUUGUUUUUGUUUUUUACUGACUCGCAGUUGUACAACAGGUUUAAAUGUGUAAGGUGUAAUUUCAAGAUACCAAGAACCACUGUUUUCCAUGAUACAUGGGUUCAAGUAUAUUUUCUGUAAUAACACUUAUAUUCAGUUGGGCCUCAGUUCUAAAACACAGUUGCGCUUUUGCACAUGAUACAGAUAUUAGGCUUAUUAUCCAGAAGCAAAAUGUCUGAAUCUCUCACCUUUAUAGUAAUUUAUGGAAAGUAUGAAUCAGCACAGUUAACUUUAUUUUAAUCUUUGUUCUGAGAGGAACAUAAUUAUUAUAGAAGGUUAUUGUAUUUUAUAUUGAAUUGUAGUUUGCAGUUCUUGCUGUAAGAGUAGACAGGUGAUAGGAUUAGUUCUCCGCUUGUCAAGUGCGAUGGAAAAGUAGUUUCAGGAAAAUUUGUCAUGCUGAAAUUUUUGUAACAGCCCUUUUUGUUUUGUUACUCUGUCAUAAUACACAUAAAACACUUGUUGGAGGUUUUCUGGGAAAAUUUUAGGUGUUGAUUCACGAAUCUGGUCGCUUUGAAUAGAUUUGUGCAGCACUGCCCUGGGGCAAUAGGAGUCUGCAUAGUUAAGUCUUAAAACCAUGCAGAUGCUUCUAGUAGCAAAGAGGGUUCUUCUGAGGCUGUCAUUUGAGCAGGUCUGAUUAAAAGAUGUGAUCUUUAGGUUACAACUUCCCAACUGUUUGUGUAUAUGUCACUGUUUGUAGAUUUUUGUGUUUAAAAUAAUUUGAAUGACCUUACAAUGUAUUUAAAUUUUAAAGUGUUUGGUUUUUUUUAAGUACAGAAAUCUUUUGGGAAAGAUAUAAUAGUGUAGUAUAACACAAAAUGUAUUCUACAUAAAUAUAUAAUUUUUGUAUACUAUAUCCUGAGAAUUAGUUUUAUAUUUAGCAAAAUUGAAUUUUAGCUUUUAUGUUUAAGAGAAAGUUGCCAGUCCUUCAUUUGGGAAAUAAAUAUAUGUAUGCAAACUGUCUUACAAAUACUUUAUUAGUUAAAAAGGAAAUGCUGAAUAUUUUUGUUAGACCUUAGUGCCUUUUUGAGUGUGUUUAAAUAAUACUUUUAUUGUUAAGGAAGGAAUGUGCCUUGUUUCUAAAUGUGGCAAAAAUGGAGAGUGGAAUGAAAUUUCUAGAGUUUCAUGACUGAACUUUUUAUACAGAACUGUCUAAGCAUAAUUCUUUUCAGUGAUAACAGCUAAGAAGCUGUUACAGUCAGUUAAAUCUUUUUUCCUUACGUAGGUAAAAAGAAGUUAGUUGAAAUAAAAGCAGUGGGAUGUACAUACAUGUAUAGAUGCUAGAUGCAGUCACUUCCCUACAUGCUCAGAUUUUUUUUUUUGCUUCUUUGUUUCUCUGUGCAGCUUUAAUUUUUUGAUUUGACAUAAUGCUCAAAAAAUAAAAAUCUGUCUAUGGAGUUUGUGGAUGAAAUGUUCAACCUAGGUCAGGAUUGUUUCCAGUUUUGUAUUUUUUAAAACUGCAAAUAGUAUGGAAAUUGUAUUUGGCAAAAUACAGGAGUUUCUAAAUAGUAUGUGCCAGAUCAUGAGCUUAUCUUAAUACAUAUUUUUUAAAUCUUUAUUUCCAGAUUUUGUAGGAUGAAUUCUAUGAAACCAUAGUUUUCCUUCUCACUUCUGUGUGUACUUAAUCUUGUAGGACUUAAAUGGAGAAGAGGUAUUUGAGAAACCUUGGUUUGUAUCUUACAGCCUCUAGAUUUGUUUUUGUUUAUUAUCUGAUUAUAUAAUUUUUAAAAUGAUGGUUAUAUUCUGUAACUAUAUUUCAUAUGUCAUAGAAUGAAAUGCUUUAUAUUGAAAAAGGCAGCACAAUAUUUGCUUGACUACCAGGAUUAACUCUUAAUAUGCACGAGUACUCAUACAAUUUAUUUUUUUUCUGAAAUGGGCUAAACAUUUAAAAAUCACUGAAAAAAAGCCUCAGUGCAGUCAAGCUAUAUGUAUCUAAUCUUAUGCAUAAAGUAUUGAACUUUUCCUGAAAGAAACCGAUAAUAGAUCUCUCUCCCUCUGGAGGAUAUGUAGAGUAAAAAAAUGAUGAGUUAAGAGUUAGCAAAUGUGCGUGCUUAAGCAUUUAAAUUUUUUUUAGGUUUGGGGGGUGGGUUAGUAUUUAUGAUUAAAUCUUGUGUUGAGGAAAAAAAAUAGUUGUUCCUGAUUUAAAAUCUGUAAAACAAAUGGUACAGAUGACUCUGGUACCAAACUUUAUAAUUAAAAAACCCACGUGGGUUAAUAGAACUGCUUACAUAAUUGGGACUGUAGAAUCUAUCCCUAAAGUAAAGCACCUGGUAACAUAUGAAAGUGAUAAGUCUGUUAUAGCACUCCCAUGUGUCCUACAUGCUAAUAAAAUAUUUUCUUUCAUAAACGACCAUUCUCUUUUUCAUAUGUUGAUGAUGACAUAUGACACUAUUUAUUUUAAGCUAUGUUAUUAUAUGUUUAUUUUCUUUAAAGAAAACAUAUUACAUUUCUACCCAAAAUGUCUGACUAGCUCCUCCUGUUAUUUCAGUAAUGCUCUGGUAUUAAUUUGCUUCAGGAGUGAACUUUGUGCUUUGAAUGACAUUGCAUAAAAUCUCUUUUGUCUUGGAAACUCCCCUGCUGUGCAGUAGUCUAAUAGAAAUAAAACACACAGAUACUAAAUACAAUAUAAAAAUUAUAGUGUUUCUAUGAUAUUUUUCAUACUUUUCUUGUUAGAUAUAUAUAUAUGUGUGUGUGUAUUACAGUAGAUGCUACCUUGUCUAGUGGACAGCUUAACUGCUUCCAGUAGUUGAUUCUAGGUGAGAUUUCUUGACUGUAACAAAAGAUAGUACAAUAAAAAAAAAAGUCUUGUUUGUA